Molecule: messenger RNA, 556 nt
Organism: Ectocarpus sp. CCAP 1310/34
Lineage: Eukaryota; Phaeophyceae; Ectocarpales; Ectocarpaceae
Source: the annotation of a GenBank genome assembly
AUGGCGUUGAAUCAGGGUGACGCCGGGGUUCCAGCAGCCAGCGUCAACGACGCUGAACUGGACGCUCGGUUGACUGGCAUGGAACAGCGGUUAGGCGAAGCGAUGGAAGGCAGGAUGCAAGCCAUGAUGAGCCAGGCGGCUACGGCAGAGGAUAUGGCUCCCAAGGUGAGGCAGCCGCAACCGGCGGUGGCGUUGGUGGUGUUUUCGUCAGCGGUGAUGUCGCUGGUGAGGGUCUUUUCACGGGAGGCGGCGGAAUUUCGAAACUCGCCGCGUCUCACGUAAACCCACCACAGCUCAAGAAAGGGGCCGAGCAGUACCCGGGGUGGAGGCAGGAUAUGAUCGUGCAGGCAGGCAUUCUCGACAUAGGCGAUGUGUUCUCCGGCGGCGGGGUGCUGCCGGACAUCAACAAGCCACAGACCGCCCUUCUCGAGCAGGGGUUUUCGUACGCAGCAAUCCGCAAGACGUAUCUGGCGUGGAAUUUCCUCUGUGCCGCAAUGCCUACUGAGACGGACAAAGCCAUCCUCCGUCGUUGCACGAACCCAAGGGAAGCCCUGCG